CGUAUGUGCCGCAACUCUGGCAUGCCAUGCAGGUACUUGGUGAAGUCGUCAACACCUUGUUUGUCGAUUUUGCCAGUCUCUCGCAAGUUUGGCUGUUAUUAAUCGCGGUACAGAGAAGCUCAGCGGUUGCCUUGCGGUUUUUGAGGGCGUCGUCGAAGAGUAGUAGCCAGCAGGGGUCUUCUUCCAACUCCAAGAAGGACAAAACAAAGACGGCAACCAGCGACACUUACGAGCAAGAAGAGCGGGAUGAGCAGUACAUAUUUUACCUACUGCAGACGUUGAAGGAAGUGACGUUUUUAGCUUAUACAGGUGUCGCAAAGGCAUCCCAAUUGCUGGACAGCAACGCCUUAGAACUGUCCACCAAGACACCAAAAACCGACAACGAUGAGAGUUUUGGAAGCCUACGGAUAUUGUUAGCGACGUUGGUCGCAGAUGAGUAUGAUUUAUGGUUGAUGGACCAACCAGUGAGUGAAGGUGCUGAUAUGGAC
Amoebophrya sp. A25 is the source of this 488-nucleotide messenger RNA. Lineage: Eukaryota; Dinophyceae; Syndiniales; Amoebophryaceae. The record is from the annotation of a GenBank genome assembly.